CCAUUCUUUGUCUCUCCCACGACUCCCUGACAGCUACUCGACUGCGCAUCUUGGAAUUCGCAAUAUCGCCGUCAUGGACUUCUCAGAUAUUUUCCGCAUUGUCAACCUAGCAACCGGAGCCUUGAUGGUUCUUGGAGGUAUCAGUCAAUUCUGGCCCCAUGUCAGCGUGCAAAGCACCAUUUGCGCCGUCUACAUCAUCCUCUUCGGUCUUGCCAAUGCUCUUCUUGAGUUCCAAAUCCCGCCUCAAGUCGCCAGAUAUGCCUCGUUUAUGUUCUCGUUCAUCGGACGCGGAGUCUUCUACAUCUUUGUUGGAGGCCUCUGCUUCUCGGACAACAUCUUGAAGUACCUGGUAGGUGGUGUCAUCAUACUCGUUGGUAUCGCCUAUGUCGUGCUCGAAUACGUGCCCAGCAUCGAGCCUCCGGCCAACAUGAGGGAUGCCGACGCAGGUUGGGGAGCCGAGCAAGUGUAGAGGGCAGAAGGUAUCGGUUGAAUGGAUCGAGAGGCAACAGUGUACAAGAUACGGCGGGAUUGAUCACAUACUUGCGAUGUACACAUACGACAAGCGAUGGGAAAUGGAGCAGAGGGGUUGUUGUACUGAAUGAGGAGACGGAAACGGUUGGACAAAUGUCACAAAGACGUGGAUAUGAGCAAAAGAGAGACGAAGAAUUAGCACGCUCAAGGAGUAGAUAUAAAAGCAAUCAAAGCCAUGUACAGAAG
Aureobasidium pullulans EXF-150 is the source of this 717-nucleotide messenger RNA. RefSeq names its product COPI associated. The coding region runs from base 74 to 469 and encodes 131 amino acids. Gene Ontology annotation, cellular component: Golgi membrane. The transcript has 5 exons. Lineage: Eukaryota; Fungi; Ascomycota; Dothideomycetes; Dothideales; Saccotheciaceae. The record is from RefSeq and is a predicted model, not a curated record. Gene Ontology annotation, biological process: vesicle-mediated transport.